UCGAUCUGGAGGACGAAAACUGGUGCGUCAACCCUACGUAAGUGCGACAAGGCCAGAUGACCAUAGAUUAUUUAUUAUAACUGCGGUGUAAACGCGGACUCAUUUAUAAAACUGUCACAUGCCGCGAGUUAAAACCUUAAUUCGUUUUCGCCCAUUUCCCUCGUUCGCUACGACGGACUGCAAAAUUGUAUAACUCGAUUCAUUAGACCUCGUCGCUUAUCAAAUGUAAGACACGUACCAUUUAAAAUAACUAAGUUUGACCGCUUUGUAUGAUUUGUUGGUAUUAAAAGAUUUAAAGUACAUUUCCACUAAUAAAAAAAUGUAAACACGUAAUACAAAGCGACAUACAACAUUUAAUCCUUUGGCUUAAAACUGGAGUUUACUGCUAGUUUUUAUCACACCUUUUUACCAAUACAGUUAUUAUUUGUAUGACAUUUUGACAGUAUUCGAAUGUCGCGUUAGGUCUUCAAAAAUGGCUUACCAGUCUUUCAAUAUUUACAAUAGCGAUGAUUCUAAAAAAGACUAUCCACUGGUCGAUAAUAGUUACUUUUGUAUCAUAAUUAUUGCAGUUAAAUAUUUUUAUACUUUAAAUUGGUUAAUCUUUUUGCUAUAUCAAUCUAGAUUACAGUCUGAAAUUUCAAAUGUCAGAGACAUCGCCAUGUCAGUUAAGCAGUACUCUAACACGUUAAAGCGCUGCAUUUCAAUCACUUAAGUCUUACUAAAUGCAGCGCAGCACAUAAAUAUUUUACUGUCUCAAUCGACGUGUCACUAUUGCACAUUAUAAAUUAAAUUCACCUUUAACAUUGUUAUAUAUUAUUAUACCUGCAUAACUGGAUAGAUUGCGUUGAGUUUCAAUAAUUAGAAACACUGUUACGACCGAGAUGAAGGAAGAGAAAUCAAUCUGGGGGACGAAAACUGGCGCACCAACCCUACAUGACUGGCAUAAGGACAGGGAGAUAGUAAUGAACUGCAUAACUGGAUUGUGGAUCACGGGAUGAAUGACUGUUGCCUGUCAUCCAUCCUUUCCCUCUCUAUUAAAGAUAGGCAACGCAUCUGUCGCCUUCUAGGUCAUAGUGGAUGACGGCCACUUCUAUAUUUUAGCGAUUUACGAACUGGUAAUAACGUACCAGUUCUAUCUUGUAAAUCACGUCGUCAGAUCACAUCUAAUAAACUAUAUGUGGGCUAUUAAAAAGCUACUCUAAUAAUCUUUUGUAAUUUAAUAUCCGUUGUCAAUCGAAUAUACCAUAAUUAUCAAAAGGGGGCGUAGAUAGAACAGAUUGCCAUACAGACGUCAAUCGGUAAUACCAUAUUGUCAAAUAUGGACGUAUUAUCUUUUGCAUUGUUAUUUAUUUUUGUAAAUUCAAUAAGAAGUGAAUGUGUGAUUGACAAUCGUUCAAAGAACACCGUCUGGGAACAGAAGCUUCGAGAAGAUUUGACGGCAUGUGAUAGUAGAUAUCAACCCCCAAGUACAAAUGAAACACUUGUAAAUAUCAGUUUUACAUUAAAAUCCUUCUACUUCGAACACGAUGAAGAAAUAUUCACAAUAAGUAGCUGGGUGUUUCUUACCUGGAAUGAUUUAAGACUAACCUGGAAUCCAGACAACUAUGAUGGAAUAACAGAAAUACUACUUUCUAGUAUGAAGAUCUGGACCCCGAAGCUAUCACACUACAGCUCAAGUGGUGAGGAUGAAUUUGACUACAUAAUGACUGCAUGUCGUAUCACAGCAAAGGGACAUAUCACUUGCAUACCUAGAGUUGUCCACCAAACUGUGUGCAGUACAAAAUUAACACAUUGGCCGUUCGACACGCAAAAUUGUACUUUCGAAUUCGGUUCGAAGCCAGGAUUGGAUCGUGCUAAAUUUGUUUUAGAUGGUGCUAGAGGUAUCAAAAUGUUAGGUGCGGAAUACGGCCCUGGAUGGACUAUUGUUGAUUUUUCAAAAAGUGAAACUAAUGACUCAGAAUCGAUUAAAUUUUCAUUCAAUUUCAUCUUACAACGUGAAGGGGUCGGAUUAGCAGCUAUUGUUAUAGUUCCAUCACUAGUAUUAUCUUUUAUAACUGUGUGGUCAAUGACAUUAAAUGUUGACGACCAAAUACGUUUAGGUAUGCUAUGUUUUGGACUGUUGGGUCAUUUUACAUUUUUACAAGAAAUCAAUUCUGAUUUGCCCAAACAUAGCGCGGAUACCCCAACAGUGCUAUUAUAUUUGCGUUCGUCUAUCAUUUUAACAUUAUUAGCUAUUGGAAUAACAUUCCUUUUGAUGCAUUUAUGUAAAAAGUCUAAGCCACCGUCAAAUUUUAUAGUUACAAUAAAUGAAAAAGUAUUCGAAUCAUACGCUAGAUAUAUAAUUUGGCCAAAAUGGAAUACGACUGGAGAAAAUCAAAAUGAUGUUGCUAAAAUUUUAACUGCAUGGAUUGAUUUUGCUAGUAUUAUUAAUUUUGUCUUUAUGUUAAUUAUCGUUGUAACAUAUACUGUUAUGUAUUCUAUUUAUAUACCUAAGGAUCCAGAUUUCUAGAUUCUA
Papilio xuthus (Asian swallowtail) is the source of this 2515-nucleotide messenger RNA. Its product is annotated as neuronal acetylcholine receptor subunit beta-2-like. Gene Ontology annotation, biological process: monoatomic ion transmembrane transport. Gene Ontology annotation, molecular function: transmembrane signaling receptor activity; extracellular ligand-gated monoatomic ion channel activity. The record is from RefSeq and is a predicted model, not a curated record. Gene Ontology annotation, cellular component: membrane. The transcript has a single exon. The coding region runs from base 1319 to 2509 and encodes 396 amino acids. NCBI's taxonomy places the organism in Eukaryota, Metazoa, Arthropoda, Insecta, Lepidoptera, Papilionidae.